Molecule: messenger RNA, 4736 nt
Organism: Solanum dulcamara
Lineage: Eukaryota; Viridiplantae; Streptophyta; Magnoliopsida; Solanales; Solanaceae
Product: putative pentatricopeptide repeat-containing protein At1g74580
Exons: 4
Coding region: 416-2707 (763 amino acids)
Molecular function (GO): protein binding
Source: RefSeq, a predicted model, not a curated record
AUUAUAUUUAAAAGAUCAAAAUGGACCAGCGCUCCCAAAUAAAUUACAAUUUUGACUAAAAACUCUUAUCACCGGCGCCUCCUUCAGCCGCCAACAUUUUCGGCGGGCAGCCUCUCUCUAUCACCGAAACAAACCCAGUCAUUUUAACCAAUUUUUUUCUCAAAAGAAUCGGUUUGAAACUCCUGCAACAGCUCAGGUAAUCUUAUUUUCCCAAAUACAUUCUUCUUAUUUGUCCUUUCCCUGGCUGUAGAUUUUCAUGUUCUUGAAAUGAGUGAAAAGAAGGUCUAAAAGACUAGAACGGAUUAAGAGUUGAAUUGGUUUACUGGGUUUUCAUGGGAAUAUUGAUUGAUUUACUCAGAGACCUGAAUUGAGCAGCAUGGAUAUAAUUUACCCGAACUGAUUUGGGAUCAAGCAAAUGAGUGCUGUUGUGCUUCCUAAACAUGUGGCCGCUGUAUUACAAUGUCAAAAGAACCCUUUAAGGGCACUAGAAAUAUUCAAUUUAAUGAAAAAGGAACAUGGGUUUAGCCAUAAUUUGAUUACCUACAAAUGUAUGGUUGAAAAGCUUAGUUAUUAUGGAGAGUUCAAGGCAAUGGAAGGUGUCAUUGAAGAAGCCAGGCAAAAAAUUGAUAAUAGGUUGUUAGAAGGGGUGUACAUUACUGCUAUUAGAGGUUAUGGAAAGAAGGGGAAAGUUCAACAGGCGGUCGAUGUGUUUGAGAAGAUGGAUUUUUUCAAUUGUGAGCCGUCUCUUCAUUCGUUUAACACAAUCAUGAAUAUAUUGGUUGAACAUGGUUAUUUUAAACAAGCCCAUAAAGUUUAUAUGAAAAUGCUGGAAAAUGGUAUUUCUCCUGAUGUAUAUACUUUUACUAUUAGGAUAAAGUCAUUUUGUAGGACAAACCGGCCUCAUGUUGCGUUAAGGCUUUUGAAUAACAUGCUUGAUCAAGGAUGUGAAUUUAAUGCAGUCGCAUGUUGUACGGUAAUUGCUGGAUUUUAUGAUGUGAAUUGUCGAGUUGAGGCUUGCGAAUUGUUUGAUGAAAUGCUUAGCCUCAGAAUAACUCCUAAUGUUACUACGUUUAAUAAGCUUAUAUGUACACUUUGUAAGAAGGGGGACGUCCAAGAAAGUGAAAGGCUUCUUAACAAGAUUCUGAAAAGAGGGGUGUUUCCAAAUCUGUUUACAUGUAAUCUCUUACUACAAGGUCUUUCUGUAAAUGGCCAGAUACAUGAAGCUGCUAGGAUGUUGGAAGCCUUGAGGAAAGAAGGUUUAAAUGCUGAUGUAGUCACUUAUAACACUCUUAUUUGUGGUUUAUGCAAACACUCAAAGGUUGCUGAAGCUGAGUCUUACUUGCAUCAGAUGGUGAACCGUGGGCUCGACCCUGAUGCAUUCACCUAUAACACAAUCAUUGGCACAUAUUGCAAAUUGGGUAUGAUACAGAAAGCGGACAUAAUCCUUAAUAAUGCAGUUUAUAAAGGUUUUGUUCCUGAUGUGUUUACUUUCUGCUCCCUUAUUUAUGGAUUAUGCCAGGAUGGUGACUUCAACAGAGCCAAGAGUUUAUUUAAUGAAGCCAUAGAUAAGGGUAUGAAGUCUAAUGUAAUCCUCUAUAAUACCUUAAUUAAGGGAAUGUGUCAGCAAGGACAUAUCUUAGAAGCAUUGAAAUUGAUUACUGAAAUCCCUGAGAAAAGUUGCAGGCCUAAUACAUGGACUUAUAAUCUGAUCAUCAAUGGGUUGUGCAAGAUGGGCUGUGUAUCUGAUGCUAGUAAUAUCCUAAAUGAUGCUGUGACCAAAGGGAUCCUUCCUGAUAUUUUUACCUUCAACACCUUGAUUGAUGGUUAUUGCAAACAGUCAAAAUUGGCUGAUGCAGUCGAGAUUCUAAAUACAAUGUGGGAUCAUGAUAUUGUUCCAGAUGUGAUAACCUAUAACACAAUGUUGAAUGGACUUUGCAAGCUUAAAACUUCUGAUGAUGUGAUGGAAACCUUCAAAGUCAUGGUGGAAAAAGGGUGUGCCCCAAAUAUAAUCACAUAUAAUAUGCUCAUUGAAAGCCUCUGUAAAUCUCGAAAGCUUAUGAAAGCUUUAGAAUUACUUGAGGAUAUUCAGAGCAAGGGUCUUAUUCCUGAUACAGUGAGUUUUGGCACUCUGAUAAAUGGGUUUUGUGAGAAUGAGGAUUUGGAUGGAGCUUAUGAGCUAUUCAGAAGAAUGAAAAGGCAAUAUAAAUGUUCUCAUACUACUGCAACAUACAAUAUAUUGAUCAGUGCAUUUGCUACAAAGCUGAGAAUGGACAUGGCAGAGAAGCUUUUUCUUGAGAUGAAUGAAUCUGGCUGUCCUCCUGAUAACUACACAUACCGUUGUAUGAUAGAUGGUUUCUGCAAGGUCGACAAUACUGAAUUUGGAUACAAGUUUUUCCUUGAAAACAUGACGAAAGAAUUUCUUCCAUCAAAAGAAACAGUGGGACGAGUGAUCAAUUGCCUAUGUGUGAAGAACAGGUUACUUGAAGCAGUUGGUAUCAUUCAUCUCAUGGUGCAGAAGGGUGUUGUCCCUAAUGUGGUCCACACAAUUUUUGAAGCAGAUAAAAAGCAUGUGGCGGCUCCUAAGAUUGUUGUGGAAGACUUGCUGAAGAAGAAUCAUAUCACCUAUUAUGCCUACGAGCUUUUAUAUGAUGGGAUAAGAGACAAAAAUAUUUUGAAGAAAUUAUCAAUGAAGGUUCAUCCUAUUUAAAGAAUUACUUUUUUCUCAAAUACUGGAGUACACAUUAACACUGCAGCCUCAAAAGGCUUUUGCUUGGAUACAAACAUUUGUAUCAAUAAUGUACAAAUAUUUUAGGCGAAGGUGGAACAAGUAAAGUGAUUCAACUAGCUAUCCAAUUAGUAAUGAAUUGGUAACAGCUAACUGGUAAAUGGACCGUGUUACAAGUAAAAUUUCUACAUGUUAAGGUGCUUUUUGGGUAAGAUUGCUAGCUGUUUGGUAAAUGAAUAUUCUUUUGAUUCUCUUACUGUUCCCUUUUUCCCUUGUGUGGUCAAAAUGUUAUUGAAGUGUGUUUGUGAUAUCUGAAGAAAAAGGCGACACAUUUGUUUUUGAUAACCUGAUCAAAAGGUUGUUAUCGUUGAAAGUUGAAUAUAUGAAAAAUAAAGAGGAGUAAACUAAUUUCGUAGAUAAUCUAUCAGGUGAAAUGAUUGUGAGUUUGACUGAUUUCAGCUGAAAAUUGUCUUUUAAAAAAUUGUUUGGAUAAUAUCUUCUCAGAGACACUUUUCUAGAUUCUUUUUCCGGAAUGUCACAAGAUAACUUACAGCAAAAAUAUAGCUAUCUAAACACAUGUUAGUCUACUUAAGUUCUUCCCGAAAACAUUGAGUUUAGUCCGCUUAAGUUCUUCCAGAAAACCUUCAGAAACUUUUCUGGAAGUUUUUCAAAAGGACACCUAACAUAUUCAGCAUGCAACAAUGAUUGAAAGAUGGUGGAUUAAGUGAAUGAAAAUUAAUUGUCCCUAAUAUUUUGGCUUGAUGGAGCAAAAUGAAAAAUUGAGUGAUUACUCUGGGCUGCAAUGCAUGAGAAAGUAUGACACGUGAUUUUACAAUUCGUUGACCUUUUACAUUUUAUUUUUUUUAAAUGCAAAGUAAGAAUGCUCAAUGGGAAGAAAAAUGGGAACACCGGGUAGUGUUUCAUCUUUAUUCCCAGAGAACCAAUUGCACUCACCAACCUUCUGAUAGAUCACCUGAAAGAAAAAGUGCAUGGAUAAAUAAAACUCUAAUCUACUGGAUUAAGAUUCCGUUUUAUUCAGAAGAUCAAUGAAAGUUAAUUUAACUAUAAAUUUGACAUGUAAACGAACUUCUCGCAUUGAGAUACUAGUUGCACUGAUAAGAGGGCUUGCCCACAGCUCAGAAGUCUAGAAUAGUUGUUUUAACUUUUUUGCUUCUUUCUUCCACACAGAAAAAACUUGCACCGAUAUCUUGUUCAUGGAAACAUUCUACCUUCAGUCACUUGAGCAUUGAUGGGUUUCAAACUAAGUUUCAGAGUCAUAUUACAAGAGCGAUAUAGCGGUGGCGCCAUGAACAUGCCAUUGGUGCAAAAACAGUGGCAUAAAUCAGUGACAGUAACUGAAAACAUUGGACAUGGGAAGAGAGGGUUGGUUUAGUCGCAAUGCUUCAUGGCUAAUUCAAUUAAGUUGGUUCAAUGCUUAAUUGUCCAAUGAUGUUUCCCAAGUCUCUCCGAGGGACGUCUCCUAGAUGCAGCUCUCAGCACUCUUAGGAUCAGAGGUCUUAGCAGGGAUGCUUUUAUAGAGAUUAUACAGCUAACGACCUGAGCUCAGAUGUGCAUCAAAAAGGCCUUUGGUCUAGUGACGAGUGCAACCCGUGAUAUAUGAUAUAACCGCGCAUCACGAGUUUGAACCUUGCUGCGGACAAAAGCUUGGUAUUAACUGGAGAACGGUAGAAGGGUUGGUCCAUUACCCACCGAGUUUUGAAUCGUCCGGCAGCUGGCCCUGGGGGAACCUAUCUUUAAAAAUAGCCUCAGUUUUUGGAAAGCCAAUAUUUGAAGCCAUACUGCUGCCAAGUACUAUCAUUCUCUACUUUCCUCAAAGUCAUGCUUGAUAAUAGAAGUGCUUCCCUUGGUUUAUUUUUUUCACGACUUCAUUCCUCCGUGUUUUGAUUUUUUUAUAAGACCAGCUUCUUUGUUCCCUUGUUUCCUCUGGAUUAGUUUAUGUUUUUUUGUGAUUUACUUUAAUCUAACUUUGUUUGAACCUAAGUAUGUUUCU